Eimeria maxima is the source of this 5637-nucleotide messenger RNA. RefSeq lists its product as hypothetical. The transcript has a single exon. Gene Ontology annotation, molecular function: transcription coactivator activity; chromatin DNA binding. The record is from RefSeq and is a predicted model, not a curated record. Bases 1 to 5637 code for a protein of 1878 amino acids. Lineage: Eukaryota; Apicomplexa; Conoidasida; Eucoccidiorida; Eimeriidae.
AUGUUUCCCCGUAGAGGAAUGGCAGGCACACGAACAGUAACAGGAAGACCAGCUCCCGCUACACUUGUUGCUGCUGUUGCUGCUGCCAUCUUUGCUGUUGUUUUUCUCCUGCUGUCUUGCGGAGUAUCCAUCUCCCACAACCUUAGAGCCCCUCCUUCUUGGGGUCUUAUAAGGCGCCUCGCCGCCGCGGAUGACAAAGGGCCGUGUAGACCGACUGCAGCAGCAGAAGAAGAAGAAGAAGAAGCAAGCGCAACAGCAACAGAAGAAGAAGACGAAAGAGAAGAAACGACACCAGUCCCUAGUAUUUCCCCGUUUGGAUCAGGAUCUCUUCUCGAUCCGCUAGCCAACCCUUUUGUCCCUCGAUUGCCCUUCACUGAAUCGGAUGCUGGUAGUGGCGCAAGAAGAGAGGAGGACAGGGGUAAAUAUGCGGAACCUUUUGCAGAGGGGGAGGGGGCAUCCAGAGGGUCUGCAGCUGCACAAGCAACAGGAACAGCAGGACAAGCAAAAGAAACAGGCGCACGAAGGAAAACAGGACGCCCACGUGGUUCAACUACCUCAAUAGACACCCCCUUUCUAGAUCCGUUGGCAACACCCUUCACCCCCGGAGUUUCUGAGAAAGGAGGAAUUAGGGGUGAAGUUGAAUCACUGUGGAAGUUGUGGGAAACGACUGCUUCCCCUUUAUGGGGAACAGCUCCCUCUGCAACGGAGAGGGGGGCACAAAGCCCCACAGCAACAUCAAUAUGGACAGAGGAUGACACAACAGGAGACCGUAUCAGUGUCUAUGAUUUAGACGAGGCGGAGGAAUGGCAGGUGCUGCUACAGCAACUGGAGCAGCAGAUACGAGAAACACGAGAGGUGCAGGGGGACCGGCCACCGCAACGGGUGAAGCAACCAUCAACUGCAGCAGCCAGGCCAGCAGCAACAGCAACAGCAACAGCAGCAGCAGCAGCAACCCCUCAACCUGGAGCUACUGCUGAUCCUCUGCAUGAUUCUACAACGGACAUGUUUUGGAAGGUGUACAAGGAAGUCAGCAGUUUGCCGAGGCCAACCAGAGGUCCAGCAACAGAGGACGAGGCAUAUGAAGACACAGAAAAAGAAACUAGUAGUUUGUCAGGUUUAGAAGGAACAGAAACAGACAGCAGAGGAGGAACCUCGGGUGAUGAAGCGUCAGCAGAAGACACAGAGGAUGAUUUGCAGUCAAAAGGAGAAAGCGACCGCGGCGGCGGAUGGACAGAGCCACGGAGGCAAAUAUUUCAAGUAGCUGCUCCAGGUUUACCUUGGAUUGGAUAUGCAGACGAAACGGGAUUGUUUCAGCACUUCCCACCGUUGGCAGGGCCCCCAGGAGUGUUGGAUAUCCCAUCGAAUGUUGCACCGGGCCCUUCCACCAGGAUAAAAACUGCACCAUCAGCAGCAGCAGCAGUAUCACAUACAGCACAAAGUGCAGCGGAAAAACAGGUAGCAGGAGCAGAAGGAGCAGCAAAAUCAGGGAGACAAGGGACAACAGCCGCAGGAACCUCAGGAGUAGCAGGAGCCACAGCAGCGAGAAGCGAUGAUGAUGAUGAUGAUGAUGAAGGGGAUGCCCCAGGCAGAGGGGAUGCCCCAGACAGAGGGGAAGAGACCAUUACUGCAGAGGAUACGGAACGUGAAGACUUCGUAAGGGCGAUUGCUCGGGAGGCACGCAGGCACGGGUUAAAUCGGGGACCGGUGCCCAAACUAUGGCCAGGGAACCUGAAGAAGACGAUACCGCCCUCUACGUCUUUGACUUCGUUAUUUUUGCGUUUUUCCGAGCUGGCAGAGUACUGCCGGAUGUAUAUACACCGGCUGCCUCGGAAGCUUGCUCGGGGGGUUGUGACACGGCUCAUGAGACAUAUUGUGGUAGAAAUCUCAGCUCUGACUCCUUUGUGUUCUCCCGAGGAUGAGCAUCGGCGAACUGCCGUCUUGAAGGCUUUCUUCAGUCUCGGCAAGAGUGUUGGAGGUCGUCCACAGAGGAAGCCAGUGGAUGCUUGCUUUCUAGAUCGGACCAUGGCAAUGGUGGAGGAUCUACAGCAGCUUCCAAAGAAAUAUAAAACAGAAGAAAAAUACAAAAGCCACGGCAUGCACAACACUUUGCCUGCAAGUGCAGCAGCGCUGCGCCAUGUAGCUCGUUGUAUUAACAUGAUGCUCCAGAGCUUGGAUGUGUCAGGAGAACUCGACAUGGCAACCUCUAACAUUGGUGGAAAAACUAUUGGUGCUGUUACUCGUGAACGGACGUACCAAGUGCUGGCAGAUACAGUUUCUGGGAGGCUGUUGCAACAACUGCAGGCCAGCGUAGCCCCAUUCAGCAUGGCCAGUAGGAGAGAUUUACGUCACGCAGAGCGCUCGUCUGAACGUUCAGGCGUUGAAAAUGUCCUGCGCAUUAAUGAAGCAGCAGCGGCGGCGGCUAAACUUGCGGAAGCCACAUAUGCACCCGAGCGUGCAGGCCGUGGAGAUCAGGUAGCUCUUCAUUUCGAUUCAUCCUCGGAGGAAGAAGAAACUGGUCGUGAUGAUGAUGGUGAUGAGGAUGAUGAUGGUGAUGAGGAUACAGGUGCUGCAGCUGCUGCCGCUCCUGCAGACCAAGAGAGCGGAGGAGACCCGCGUGACGGGAGAAUCAGCCAACAACCUGACGGGGCGCCGCUGCAACAACAACAACAGCAGCAGCUCCAACACAUGCUGCUCCUGCUGCCGACGCAGCGUCAGUUGCCCCAACAGCAAGACCUGCAGCAUAUGCAACAUCAACAUGAACACACGCAGCAACAGCUGCUAGGCCCGCAGGACAUUCAGAGUGAGCAGUCCUCCCAGUACCCCCAGGACGUUUCGCAGCAGCCAGUGCCGCCCAGCGAACAGCAGCGGCGACAGCCGCUGCAGCAUCAGUGGCUGCUGCAGCAACAGCUGCUAGGGCAGCAUGCGCAGCAGCAGGUACAGAAGCAACUGCAGCAGCUAAUGCCGCCUCCAGUGUUACAGCAACAAACGCAGCAGCCACGACUGCAACAGCAGCAGCAGCAACUCCUCUGGCAGGUGGUCCCUGGUGGGAUUUUGGUGGGAGGGAUGGAGAGGAAGAAAGUGCGGCCUCCUCCUGGUUUCCCACCCUUACCCACUGUAGAUGUCUCUUCUCUUCUCACUUCUAAACCCUCCGUAGAUAUGUCUGCUCUUGUGUCUCCUAGCAUUCUUUCGUCCAGCAGUAGCGCUCAAGGACUUGCACACAAAGAUGGAGACGGAGACAGCUCCGGAGAGAGCAGCGGAGUAUUUUUGGGUCCACAUGCCACGACGCCGGCAUCACUCGACGCAGGAAAAAUGGAGACCCAGAGGCAAUUGGAGCAGUUGCGAUUACAGCUGCAGCAGCAGGAACUGCAACAGCAACGGCUGCUGUUGCAGCAGCAAGUGCUGCAGCAGCAACAGUUCCAGCAGCAACAGUUGCAACAGCAACAGUUGCAGCAGCAGCAGUUGCAGCUGCAGCAGUUGCGGCAGCAACAGUUGCAACAGCAACAGUUCCAGCAGCAGCAGUUCCACCGGCAGCAGUUGCAACAGCAACAGUUCCAGCAGCAACAGUUGCAACAGCAGCAGUUGCAACAGCAACAGUUGCAACAGCAACAGUUGCAACAGCAACAGUUGCAACAGCAACAGUUGCAACAGCAACAGUUGCAGCAGCAGCCGUUGCAGCAGCAGCCGUUGCAGCAGCAGCAGCCGUUGCAGCAGCAGCAGCAGUUGCAGCAGCAGCCGUUGCAGCAGCAGCCGUUGCAACAGCAACAGUUGCAACAGCAACAGUUGCAACAGCAACAGUUGCAACAGCAGCAGUUGCAACAGCAGCAGUUGCAACAGCAGCAGUUGCAGCAGCAACAGUUGCAGCAGCAGCCGUUGCAACAGCAACAGUUGCAGCAGCAACAGUUGCAACAGCAACAGUUGCAACAGCAACAGUUGCAGCAGCAACAGCUGCAACAGCAACAGUCGCAGCAGCAACAGUUCCAGCAGCAACAGUUGCAGCAGCAACAGUUGCAACAGCAACAGUUGCAACAGCAACAGUUGCAGCAGCAACAGUUGCAGCGGCAACAGAUGCAGCAGCAACAGUUGCAACAGCAACAGUUGCAACAGCAACAGUCGCAGCAGCAACAGUUCCAGCAGCAACAGUUGCAGCAGCAACAGUUGCAACAGCAACAGUUGCAACAGAAGCAGUUGCAGCAGCAACAGUUGCAACAAGAACAAUUGCAACAGAAGCAGUUGCAGCAGCAGCAGUUGCAGCAGAAGCAGUUGCAGCAGCAGCAGUUGCAACAGAAGCUGUUGCAGCAGCAGCAGUUGCAGCAGCAACAGUUGCAGCAGAAGCCGUUGCAGCAGCAACAGUUGCAGCAGCAACAGUUGCAGCAGAAGCAGUUGCAGCAGCAACAGUUGCAGCAGCAACAGUUGCAACAGAAGCAGUUGCAGCAGCAACAGUUGCAGCAACAGCAGUUGCAGCAGCAACAGUUGCAGCAGCCACAGUUGCAGCAGCAGGCGUCGCAGCAGCAGCAGUUGCAGCGGCAACAGUUGCAGCAGCAACAGUUGCAGCAGCAACAGUUGCAGCGGCAACAGUUGCAGCAGCAACAGUUGCAACAGCAACAGUUGCAGCAGCAACAGUUGCAACAGCAACAGUUGCAGCGGCAACAGUUGCAGCAGCAGCCGUCGCAGCAGGAGCAGUUGCAGCAGCAACAGUUGCAGCAGCAACAGUUGCAGCAGCAACAGUUGCAGCAACGGCAGCUACACCAGCAGGGACUGGUGCGAGGACCGUUCUGGCGGCCGAGGUUCAAGGGGCCGCAACAGCAGCAUUUGUUACUGCAGCAGUCGGCGCAGCAAUCAAUGGCGCACAGGUCUCUAGUGGAUGAGGAGGAGUUUCUGCUGCAAAGGCUGCAGAAGGUAAGGUUGCAGCUGCAAGGUUUGCGCCAGCAGCAGCAACAGAUGCUGCAGAAGCUCGGUGUGCAACAGCUUCAGCAUCAGUUGCUGCAAAUGGAGACGCAACAGCAGCUCCUUGAUAUGUCUGCUUCCAGAGGCAGCAGCCAGUCUGAUGUGGCCGCUAUGGGACAGUUCAGAGGCUCUGGUCGUACAGAGCCUUUGGCACAUGGAGGGGUACCAGGUGCGCUGCCGCCGCCGCAGCAGCAACAGUCUACUGCCACUGCUGCUGCUGCCUGGGGACAGGGAGGUUUUUCUGAGUCUGGAAGUCGGCUGUCAAGCGGGUCUUCUCUAACGGGGAGUGAAGCAGCAGGCUUGCAGCAACCGGUGGCUCCUACUCCUGGUACUCAUUUUGCUCCCGCGGAAAGUAUGUCGCUGGGCACGAGCCAAACGGUGUCUACUGUGGACAGCGUACCUCGAGGAGACGGACACGGAUGGCAGGGAAUGCAAGACCAGUCACGAGAAAAUAUUUGGAGAUUUGAUAGAGGCGCAGCCCCUUUCCCCCAAGGCGGUUUACCAGGAUGGUUCACAGCCGACGCACAAACACUCCAAACACAGCGUAGUAGAAGCGGCUCCACACGGGCAGGAGCUGUACGUACACUGCAACUGCCGAGCACAACACCGGGCGGUGCAGGUGAAUCAGGCCCGUAUUUGCCAGGAACAUCGUCAGACAUUUCCAGGGAGGGCAGGGACUCCUCGCGUAGUUGA